AUGCAACAGUUGGAGGCCGCCAAAGCGUCCUUGGAAGGCCGGGAUAUUUGGAGCAAAUGUCUUGUCAUUCUCCAUUCUGGCGGCAAUGACUUUAUCGGUGCUGAGAAGAAUUACAACCCUUUCGCUCCAGGGAACAACUGGAUCCCGCAUGUGACUUUUGGCUUCCGCAAGAAAGCCGUGGAGGUUCUCACAAACUUGCAGACCUUUCUGAAGGCACUUGCGGAAUUGGGAUGUGAGCAAUUUCUCGUCUCAGAUUUGCCAUUUACCUCUGUGGUACCAGCGCUUCAAAUGGCCCGGCUAGCAAGGGUGAACAAGAGGGGCCGCUGGAUGAGCCAACAAAUGGAAUCCAUGCUUCAGGAUGUGCGAGAAAGCUCAGCAGAGAAAGGGAAGGACGUUCAAAUUGGGCAUGUUCGAGAAGCUGAACUUCUCAAUUGCUUGGUUGGACCUUUUGGGAAUAUUUGUGCUCGGUGUGGCCUCUUCGUGACGGACCUCUUUCACCCGAGCACAGAUUUGCAUGGCCGCAUGGCGGAGGCCAUCGCGGCUACAGUCACUGUCGAGCGCUCCAAAAAGGAUGGUAAAGACAUCUAUUCAGGUGAGAGUUGCGACGAACUCAUCAACCGAUCUCCGGCAAAGGCUCAGUCAGCAAGCAGCUUUUCAAUCUGUUAG
Cladocopium goreaui is the source of this 666-nucleotide messenger RNA. The record is from the annotation of a GenBank genome assembly. NCBI's taxonomy places the organism in Eukaryota, Dinophyceae, Suessiales, Symbiodiniaceae.